AAAGAAAAUUAUGGUACUUUCAGGGAAAAACUGUAAUGUUCCGACAAGAACAAAACCAGAAGAUUUUAUAAUUUCCCAAGGAUGGGAGUCAAUUGAGAUUUUUAACGAUCUCAAUGGAGACAUAAAAUCUAAAAUGGCGGUUGUCCUGGAUGACAAUGCGGGCACAUGUUUUCCACUUCCAAUCCAAGAAGACUUCACGCCUUUCUUAAUGAUGAGAAUGCCGACAGAACCUGUCUUCGGUAUUCAGGCAAAGGCUUUCACCAUUAAAAUAUCAGGAAUGGGAAUUUUAUGUGACAGGCACUCCAAUUCCCGGAUGCUUCAGGUAUCAUACAGAGCUAUCAAGGAACCGACCCAGUUCUGUACUCUGACAGACAACAAGGCCGUACCUGACGCCUUUUCACGUUGUGUGUUUCGUUGUGACUGCCCAGACCCCGCCCACUGUAGUGACGUCAAUCUGUAUUUAGCCAGUGGUAAUGCAAAAGGGGCGUGGUCUCUUUGUGAAGUGAAGGCUACUAAUUCUUAAGUCUGAAAAAACUGGAUGUGGAUUAGGACGAAUAAUAAGAUACACGAGUAAUUUUAAUAGCAGUAUUUUUAUGUUAUUCAUUCCCACCUAGAAA
Messenger RNA from Saccostrea cuccullata (small rock oyster), 617 nucleotides. RefSeq lists its product as uncharacterized. The record is from RefSeq and is a predicted model, not a curated record. Lineage: Eukaryota; Metazoa; Mollusca; Bivalvia; Ostreida; Ostreidae. The coding region runs from base 11 to 523 and encodes 170 amino acids. The transcript has 4 exons.